GUUUAAUGACUCUGAGUUAUCAAGUAUUUUCCGAAAUUAAAAAUGUGACCUUAAAUGCAGAAUGGAGUUUAUUUUUGGAAUUGAAAAAAAAACCCUACCAAAUGCAAAUAAAAAGCAAUUGACUGGCAGCGAUUUGUUAUCAACUUCUUCAGAAAUAAAAUUCGAAGUUAAGAUAUUUAAAAAGAAGCGGACGGCAAUGUCUCACCAAAACAGCCUCGUUUUUUCAGACUCUGCCCUGAAUGAAAACAUAAAAGAUUUUGGACAAAAGACGGAUACAGACAAUUAUGGUGAUGAGCAGGGAGACGGUAAACAUGAAGGGUCAGCCAUUGUUUCGAUGGAGGACGAAUUUGAUGGCCAAUUAAAGGAUGAGCCCCACAAAUAUAUACCACAAAACGCUUACGUCAUGAAACGUAAUUUCAUUCACAAGCUAAUGGACGUUGCUCUCUUAAUGGCGAAUGUCUCUCAGCUGAAAGCCCUCGUUGCCUCUGGAAACAACCAGUAUUACUACCUUCUGAUCACCUUUAUUUGUAUGUCGAUAGGGCUUCAGUUGGUAUUUACAAUUUGUAUGCUUGUAAUAAGUGCCAUUGAGAAAACGCUGGAGGAAUACAAUCAACAAGAGUCCUUGCAAGAAUCAACAAGUCCUAAAAUGGAAAAGAAGAAAUGGCUUGCCGAUAUGCUUGACCGUGCUUCAAGUGUUCUUGUUCUCUUUAUCAUUGUAUCCAACGUGUUUAUUGCAGGCUUUGGUGUGGAAAGCCAAGGUCCAAACCAAUGACGGUCUUGAAGAAACACGUUUCUAGAAUUUAAAAAAAAAAUCCAUGUGAAUUCGCGAAAAGUUAAACAAAUUGUUUUCAUUGAAAACGCGUAUCUUAUUUGUUAAGUACAUUUUCGAGUAAAAGAACAAGAGAUAAAGACAGACUGAGUUGAUUAUAACUUAUUUGUUAUCAUGAUUCUUACGUUUGGGACCAUAUUUCUGUAUGACUGUGUCACUGUGAACAUGCUACAAUUUAUAAUCUAGUUGAAAUACAUAUAAAAGCAAACGUGAUAAGCAAAUAUCUGUGAUAAAUUACAUAUAUUUAUAUAAAAAGCUUAUAUGAUUAUAUUGAAUAAUUGUAUGGUACGAGGAUUUCCUCACUCCUUGAUUAUACAGAGAUCAAACUAUUUAUUUGCAUGUAUAUGACUGCUGUGGUUUGUUUGAUAUAUUUGAUGUUUUAUGUGUAGUAUACACUUAUAAAUGAUUAUAUAGAUUAACAUAAUAUAUGAUUGUUUUUAAUUAAUAUAAUUUUAUUUUAUUGGUUAUUUUUGACAAUAAAGUUAUAAAAAUG
Ruditapes philippinarum (Manila clam) is the source of this 1322-nucleotide messenger RNA. RefSeq lists its product as uncharacterized. The record is from RefSeq and is a predicted model, not a curated record. The transcript is spliced from 2 exons. Gene Ontology annotation, cellular component: membrane. Lineage: Eukaryota; Metazoa; Mollusca; Bivalvia; Venerida; Veneridae. Gene Ontology annotation, biological process: tissue regeneration; cell adhesion. Bases 62 to 772 code for a protein of 236 amino acids.